Acytostelium subglobosum LB1 is the source of this 2175-nucleotide messenger RNA. RefSeq lists its product as hypothetical. Gene Ontology annotation, biological process: lipid transport; sorocarp morphogenesis; transmembrane transport. Gene Ontology annotation, cellular component: membrane; intracellular membrane-bounded organelle. NCBI's taxonomy places the organism in Eukaryota, Evosea, Eumycetozoa, Acytosteliales, Acytosteliaceae. The record is from RefSeq and is a predicted model, not a curated record. The transcript has 6 exons. Gene Ontology annotation, molecular function: ABC-type transporter activity; ATP hydrolysis activity; lipid carrier activity. The coding region runs from base 1 to 2175 and encodes 724 amino acids.
AUGGGAUUCAUGUUCCCGGCUGUUACAAUAUUCUUGGCAUUGAUAUUCAAUUUCUUGAUCAAUAUCAAUCCUUCAUUGUCUGAUAAUAUGGUUGUACCAUUCGCCAAGAUGCCAUUGACAAUCAAUCCAAGUGUGAAUGGAACAGAGACACCAUUGCUCAAUGUAAUGCAAUCAACUUUGGAGUUCCAAUAUGAGAUGUUUCCAAAUAUCUCUGAUAUGAAUGCUGCCAUUCUCAACGACUCACUCAUGUAUCAACUUGGUGGCUAUGACUUUGCCAACUUCAACAAUCAAUCAUUGUUCACCAACAUCUAUUUCAACUAUUCCUCCACAAUCCCAUCACUUACUCAGUCCUACUACAUUAGUUUGUACAAGUAUCUCACUGGCCACGACUUGUUCAUUGAGGAGAGACAAAGCACAUUAGACUCUGGCGUCACUUUCAAGUUGUUUGAGUACAUUGGUCCAAUCCUCAUUCAGUAUGGAUACGUGUUCCUCGUGCCUUACUUUGCCAUUUUGGUCGUGAUUGAUCGCGAGAAGGGUAUCAAGAAUCAUCUGUUCCUAAACUCACUGCAACGCAAGGUAUAUUGGUCUGGCUACCUUUUGGCCGAUCUUCUUUGUUUCCUCAUCCCCGCUAUCCUCGGUUGGAUGGCAUUGGCCAUUGCAAGAAUCGAUGGUUUCUAUAACAAUGCAGGAUCAUUCUUCCUCUUUGUUUGCUUUGGUUUCUCAGCCAUCCCAUUUGGAUACCUUCUCCAGUUUGCUUUCGACAAAGAGGAGACUGCCAACAAAUGGCUAUACCCAUUGACAUCAUUGUUCUCAUUGAUUCCAUCAGUGAUCAUUACAUUCGCUGCACCAGGUGGACAAGCACCAUCUGGUGUUCAACUGGCUCUCUCACUCUUGCCAUCAUAUUCACUUUACAAUGGACUCUCACAGAUUGUUAGACACCAAGGAAACGUUGGCCUCACAAUCAUGAUGCAGUGUAUCUCUGGAGUGCUCUGUCUAUUCCUCAUUUACAUUGCUGAGCUUAUCAUCAACAGACCAACUGGACAUGCCAUCAAGGACAUUGAGCAGAGAUCUCAAAAGACUGGUGAUGCUGAUGUCGUUGCUGAGAGGAACUUGAUCACUUCUGGCGAUCACAACCGUAUUAUCACAGUGGACGGCAUAUUCAAGCAGUUCUUUGAGGAGAUGCCGGACGACAAGAGUGGCGUUCACAAGCGCCGCAUCAAGUACGCCGUUGACGGAGUAUGGUUUGGCGUGGAGAAUGGAGAGUGCUUCGGUCUGCUCGGUCACAACGGUGCCGGUAAGACCACCCUACUCAACAUUAUGACUGGAGUGCUCAACCCAGAUGCAGGCAGUGGAUCGAUCGAUGGACACAACGUCAACACUGCCAAGGAGCUGGCCUUCCAGUCUGUGGGCUCAUGUCCACAGUUUGACAUCCUAUUUGACAACUUGACCAUCUCUGAGCACCUGAAGUUCUUCAGUUGGAUCAAGUGUCUGCCCAAGGCCGACAUCCAGUCUCAGAUCGACUACUUUAUCCAAAAGUUCGAGAUUGAGGAGCAUCGCCACAAGAAGUCAAAGGAGCUGAGUGGAGGCACGAAGCGUAAGCUGAGCGUGGCAUGCAGUUUGAUUGGAUCGCCUAGAGUUGUAUUCAUGGACGAGGCCUCCUCAGGAUUGGAUCCAGCCAGUCGUAGACAUCUCUGGGGUCUGAUCAACGAGCUCAAGACGGGCAAGGCCAUCAUCCUCACCACACACUCAAUGGACGAAGCCGACUUCCUUUGCGACCGCAUUGCCAUCAUGAGCGAUGGUAAGCUCAAAUGCCUCGGCACACCAAUGCACCUUAAGCACAAGUAUGGCUCUGGCUACUCCCUGGACAUCCAGCCAGUCGACCUAUCAUCCAACAAGACUGAGAUUCAAAACUUUGUCCGCACCAAAUUCCCAGACGCAGUACUAGUAGAGAAGUUGGGUGGAGUCAUCACUUAUGAUAUACCAACUGAGAAGCUGUCUUUGGCUCGUCUCUUUAGGGAGUUCGAGUCGAACAAGCAAGCAUUGGGUGUGUUGGACUUCUCCGUGUCACAAACAUCUUUGGAAAAGGUGUUCCUUAAGUUCGCUCUGGAGCAGACUGCAUCCGAUGAGCAUGACAAUACUGAAGUCAUCAAGAAGAAGAAGUACUUGUUCUGUUGA